Mastomys coucha (southern multimammate mouse) is the source of this 4039-nucleotide messenger RNA. RefSeq names its product potassium voltage-gated channel modifier subfamily G member 3 (gene Kcng3). Gene Ontology annotation, biological process: protein homooligomerization; potassium ion transmembrane transport. Lineage: Eukaryota; Metazoa; Chordata; Mammalia; Rodentia; Muridae. The transcript has 2 exons. Gene Ontology annotation, cellular component: voltage-gated potassium channel complex; membrane. Bases 280 to 1581 code for a protein of 433 amino acids. The record is from RefSeq and is a predicted model, not a curated record. Gene Ontology annotation, molecular function: protein binding; delayed rectifier potassium channel activity.
UUGCCUUUCGCCUCUGGACGGCGGCCGGGCUGCGUGAGCCGGGGACCCCGCAGCCCUGCCCACGGCGCCUCGGCUAACGCUCACCUUCCUGGAGCCCGGCGCCACCUGGAGCCGCGGACGGCCACCCGGACUCCGAAGGGGGAACCCGGGAGCGAGGGGCGGCGGCGCUGACACCGCGAGGGACGCGGGCGGUGCGGGGCGCGAGCCCCGGGGGAGCGCGGGCCCCGACGGCGCGGCCACCCCGUGCGCGCGGCGGGCAGGCCCCCGGGGCGGCCAGCCAUGACCUUCGGGCGCAGCGGGGCGGCCUCGGUGGUGCUGAACGUGGGCGGCGCCCGGUACUCGCUGUCCCGGGAGCUGCUCAAGGACUUCCCGCUGCGCCGCGUGAGCCGGCUGCACGGCUGCCGCUCGGAGCGCGACGUGCUCGAGGUGUGCGACGACUACGACCGGGAGCGCAACGAGUACUUCUUCGACCGGCACUCGGAGGCCUUCGGCUUCAUCCUGCUGUACGUGCGCGGCCACGGGAAGCUGCGCUUCGCGCCGCGGAUGUGCGAGCUCUCUUUCUACAACGAGAUGAUCUACUGGGGCCUGGAGGGCGCGCACCUGGAGUACUGCUGCCAGCGCCGCCUAGACGACCGCAUGUCCGACACCCACACCUUCCACGCGGCGGACGAGCUGGGCCGUGAGCAGCCUCGUCCCGCCGGACCCGAGGCGGCUCCCUCCCGGCGCUGGCUGGAGCGCAUGCGGCGGACCUUCGAGGAGCCCACGUCGUCGCUGGCCGCGCAGAUCCUGGCCAGCGUGUCCGUGGUGUUCGUGAUUGUGUCCAUGGUGGUGCUGUGCGCCAGCACGCUGCCCGACUGGCGCUUGGCGGCUGCCGACAACCGCAGCCUGGAUGACCGGAGCAGGUACUCCGCCAGCCCUGGGAGGGAACCCUCCGGGAUAAUUGAAGCUAUCUGCAUAGGCUGGUUCACUGCGGAGUGCAUCGUGCGGUUCAUCGUCUCCAAAAACAAGUGUGAGUUUGUCAAGAGACCCCUGAACAUCAUUGACUUACUGGCAAUCACACCCUAUUACAUCUCUGUGCUAAUGACAGUAUUUACAGGCGAGAACUCUCAACUCCAGAGGGCUGGGGUCACCUUGAGGGUCCUCCGAAUGAUGCGGAUCUUCUGGGUGAUCAAGCUUGCCCGGCACUUCAUUGGUCUGCAGACACUGGGCUUGACUCUCAAGCGAUGCUACCGAGAGAUGGUUAUGUUACUUGUCUUCAUCUGUGUUGCCAUGGCAAUCUUUAGUGCACUCUCUCAGCUCCUUGAACAUGGGUUGGACCUGGAAACAUCCAACAAGGACUUCGCCAGCAUCCCUGCUGCCUGCUGGUGGGUGAUUAUCUCUAUGACUACAGUUGGCUAUGGAGAUAUGUAUCCUAUCACGGUGCCUGGGAGAAUUCUUGGAGGAGUUUGUGUUGUCAGUGGGAUUGUUCUGUUGGCAUUACCUAUCACUUUCAUCUACCAUAGCUUUGUGCAGUGCUACCACGAGCUGAAGUUUAGAUCAGCUAGAUAUAGUAGGAGCCUCUCGGCUGAGUUCCUGAAUUAAUGUGUUGCAAAUCAGUCCUUGUGCACGUUUCAUCUAGUAGAGUUGACACUACUUCUUAUUCACCACGUGUAUUUCCCUGGGUGAGCACUGCAGUGGUGUUGUCCUCCUGAUGGAAGGGUGACAUUAUCCUUCCCAGAUUAAGGGAUAAAGUGGUUUACUUAAGGAGUAGUCAGGACUGGGACCACACACCCAGGACAGUGGCACAAGAGAAAGCACUAGGACCUGGUUUUAUUCCCUCAUCUCCCUCCACCUUGCCUCGCACAGUUACAAUGUUGCAGGCUGUUCUUAAGCUUGCUAUUUGUUACAAUGUUGCAGGCUGUUCUUAAGCUUGUUAUUUGAACACUUUAAAGCAUAAAGGCACUAUUUUCCAAAUGCUUUUCCAUCUUAACGAAUUCAGAAGCUUGGAACUUAACAGUGUUAUUUUUGAGACUAACAUUUUCGUUUCUAAAUGUUUUAUAAUUUCUCAUAUCAAUGUCAGAAGUAUCCUGGAAACAUAUGUCACAUGUGGGAACUGUUUAACAAAUACUUUAAAAAGUUGGCCCAAAUUUAAACUGUAUCGCGAAACUAGAGAAAAGCAAAAAUAUUAUUUGAAAAACUUUGCACUCUUCUCUAUCCUAUCCUCGGCUUAAUUUCUGUGCCUGUCACCUCUCUUAUCUUACAACUUCAUGGAACCUUAAGUAUGUUUUCUCUUUUCAGUUAGGCUCCCACUUUACCGAAAUAAUUUCCAAAGAGUACAUGAUAGCGGAGCCCUUGUGUUGUUUAGCACUUCGUUGGGUGAUGUUAGAGUUGCUUGCCGCGACUCAGAGUCCUAGCAUUCAGAUUGCCAAGAGCAUUUCUAAUAUAAAUCGAUGAGAGAAAUGCUCUGAUAUUUCAGUGUUCGAAACGGAGUUCUCUGCUGCAGCUCUUCUUCCUCAGUACCACAAGGCUCAUAAAGAAGAAAAGAUACUUUUUGAGCUUGUUGGCACAACAGCCAUACUUAUAAGAUGUCACUAGGUUGUCGUAAAAGGAGAAAUGUUAUCUUAGUCCAGUGUCGCUAAGCAGGGCAGAUGUCGUUCUCUGGCCUGACUCCUCACCCUUGUGAAGCACGGUCACACUGGUUACUCUCCUUGCAAGGGUAUCAGACACUGAGCCAUGUUACUCUGUCCAGAGUGCUGGUGUGCAAAAGUGCUGACUGUUCACUACUAAGUUUUUACAGUAUGAAUUAGGAUAUUACUUUUUCAAUAAAGAAUAAAGAAAUCACUUGAGCCCCCUACACACACACACAGUUUCUGAUUCAUGAACACUUUAGUUUGUGCACCGUGGUUGUCAGGGUAGAAGGAAGCAGGUUAGGGGCUGGGACAUACUUGUCAAAGAAAGGCUUGCCAGAAGUGUCCAUUAAAGGAAUCUUAGCCAUCAGUCUAGCUUUUAUCAUUCCGGGUAGAAAAACCAAAGCAUGAGAGUGUGUGGUGACUCCACAGUUGGGGCUGCAACCUUUGCCUCCUGUAAGCAGGCCCAGCAGUUUGCUCUGCACAGCCCUCUAGCUUUGGCAGAAACCGUCACAGGCCACAUUUCCUUCUUGUUGCCAUGAUCAGGCAAUAAUAGCAAAAUCAUUUCCUUUUACCCAAGAUCCCUUCUUUAAAUUCAUGUGAUACUGCCCAUUAAAAAAACCUCACCAUUUCUUCCUAGUACCUUCAUUGGUACUAACUUUACACACUAGAUUGUUAUUUAUGUGCUUUUUGUCUCAUUUUAACUGAGCAUAUGGCCUGGCGUUAUUUAUUUUUAAGCUUUGUGAUUUAUGCAAAUCGUAUGCAGAUGAUAGCUCAUCUAUAUUAUUAGCAAGAAUAUGGUAGCCUUUAAUUUUACUGGCACUGAGAUACUUCAUGUGAAUAUGUAUUACAUCUCUAAGCAACUUAGUACUCCACUGAGCUGGGACCCUCUCCAGCACACACAGUUCACCAGGUCCUCACAGUGUCUGUUACAGAUGGGCUGAUGUAGGGCAGAAACUGGUGUGAGGAGAUGAGGAGACAGAUAGACCCGAACGUGCAUGUGGAGAGCCACACAUGGGAAGCCACUCGAGCUCUGAGUUGCUUUUAGGUAGCAAGUGACGAUACUGGACUGCUCAUGGGGGCUAGCUUUCAUUAAGGAGCAUCUUGGGUGUUACUAACAGCACCUGUUUGUAAACAAGGGGAUGAGACAUGAUAAACUGGUUCAUUUGUAAGUGAGAAAACAUGACAGAGUUGUUUUGUCCUUUAGGAUGCUGGUGCUUCUUAGAAACAGACAUUUUUUUUUUUUUGCAGAUUUCUCUGAAUGUUACUAAUUUAAUUUCAGUUUAUUUAUUUGCUUAUUUUGUUGUUUUUUGUUUGUUUGUUUGUUUAGAGUUAAGGAUGUCUGCUGUGUAGAUAAAGCUGACCGUAAACUUGUGACACUCCUCCUGCCUCUGCCUCCCAAGUGCUAGACAUACAGGUACAUAUUACAACAU